Molecule: messenger RNA, 2046 nt
Organism: Mycosarcoma maydis (corn smut)
Lineage: Eukaryota; Fungi; Basidiomycota; Ustilaginomycetes; Ustilaginales
Exons: 1
Coding region: 1-2046 (681 amino acids)
Biological process (GO): transmembrane transport
Molecular function (GO): transmembrane transporter activity
Source: RefSeq, a predicted model, not a curated record
AUGACUUCGAAUAGCAGAAGCAGCAGUCAACAUCGUCCGCACCAUCCACCAGAGUACUACGGUGCGGACCAGCCGCCUCUUUCCCUCCAAACACCCUCAGCUUCUCGACCGCCAUUGCAGAACAACUCAUCACAUUCGCUAGUCGCGCCGACAUCGUCAACAUCAGAUACCUAUCCAGGAUCUUCUAAUCAGCUCUCUCCCUGCGACUCGAGCGAUUAUAAGAAGAAGCUUCGCGAUGCGUCGCCUUCUUCGGCCACGUCUCUUCACUCUGCUACCGACCACGAGGAGCAUGGCGACAUGCCCGGUCCACUUCCAACGGCACAAGUUCUACAGCCACUCACUUCACGCCUCUCCCGAGUCGACUCCCAACCCAAGACUUGGCAGCCAAAUUUGGACAAAGAUAAAGACAAAUACCCCACCGCUCGUCCACGUUCGUCUUCCAACCGUUCUGUCUCGUAUCUCGACGCCGCCAACAAGCCUGUCGAGUUGCAGCGUGCUUCUUCUCGCGUUUCUUCAAUACAUAGAUGCAUGGAUCCUCCCUACCCUGCCUCCGCCCUGGCUCUCACGCUGACAAAGUCGGAGGACCCCGGUGCAGUAUACAUCGACUGGUCUGCUGAUGACCCCGAGAACCCAUUCAACUGGCCAAAGUCGAGAAGAUGGCUUCUCGUCUCGGUCUGCUUCCUCUUCACCGCCUGUACUGCCUUUAACGGUUGCGGAUACCCCUCGGGCUCGUAUCAAGCCUCGAUGGACCUCGGAACCACCCAGCUUGUCUACCUGGUCGGAAACACAGUCUUCCUCUUUGCUGUCGCCUUCACACCGCUCAUCUUAGCCCCACUGAGCGAAGUAUACGGUCGAAGCCCGAUCUACCUCGGUGCCGCUUUCAUGUUCACGUUGCUCUUCAUUCCACAGGCGCUUGCCAAGAACAUCACCACUAUCAUCGUGGUCAGAUGCUUCCAGGGUAUGUCGGCCUCUGUGGGCAACUCUUUGGUCGCAGGUAGUGUGUCGGACGUCUUCCACGCCAACGAACGAGGUCUUCCCAUGUCGCUCUACUCUAUCUCGGUCUACAUGGCGCAAGGUAUCUCGCCCUACAUCUCUUCUGUCACGGUCAACCGCGCCGGUUGGCGCAUCAUGUUCUGGUGGCAAGGAGGCAUGGCGCUCUUGACCUACAUUCUUAUGCUUCUCGUACUCAAAGAGACGCGAGGUCCCGUGUUGCUCUCGAGACGUGCCAAGAAGCUCACCAUGGAGACCGGUCGUCUGCACAAGUGCAGAGCCGAUGACGAAAGGCAGUCAUUCCUGCUCAUGGUCAAAGUGUCGCUCUUCCGUCCCAUGCAGUACCUCGUCUUUGAGCCGGUCGUCACCAGCUUUGCGCUCUGGAUCGGCUUCCUGUGGGGUACCAUCUUCAUCUCUCUGGAAGCGAUUCCUAUUGUGUUUUCGGGUUAUGGCUGGAAUUCAGAACAGCAGCAUAUGGCUCUACUCACCAUCGCUGUCGGAGGCAUGAUUGGCUACUUUGCCAACUUUCAUCAAGAAAAGCUCUACGCCGCUGCGGCGCGCAAGCACGGCGGUAAGCCGCCGCCGGAAGCUCGUCUCUACUACGCCUCUGUGGGCGCCGUCCUGGCUCCUGUGGGACUUUUCAUCUUCGCUUGGACAGGUCGAGUGGGGAUCUCGCCUGUGGCUCCCAUGAUCGGCUUGACCAUCUUCAAUACCGGUCUGUUUCCGGCGUAUCUCGGAUGUUUUUCUUACCUAGCCGACUGCUAUGAGCGUUACGCCUCCAGUGCAUUGGCAGCUCAGAGCUUCCUACGCAACACGUUUGCAGGCAUGUUCCCCUUGUUCUCUCAGCAGCUCUACGUCAACCUCACACCCAAGUACGCAUCAACCCUGCUCGCUUGCAUUGCAGCCGUCUUGAGUGGUGUUCCAUUCUUCCUGCUCAAGUACGGCGCUCUUCUGCGACGUCACAGCCCGGCAGCUCGAGCAAUUGGAAAGGACGAACAGUAUAUUCGCGCUCUGUCGGAACAGGAACAGAAAGUUGCCGAUCCUGGUCUCGCAUGA